Messenger RNA from Cololabis saira (Pacific saury), 986 nucleotides. RefSeq names its product butyrophilin-like protein 2. The record is from RefSeq and is a predicted model, not a curated record. Bases 1 to 561 code for a protein of 186 amino acids. Gene Ontology annotation, cellular component: external side of plasma membrane. NCBI's taxonomy places the organism in Eukaryota, Metazoa, Chordata, Actinopteri, Beloniformes, Belonidae. Gene Ontology annotation, biological process: immune response; cell surface receptor signaling pathway; T cell costimulation. The transcript is spliced from 5 exons.
AUGCAGGUGCUCGUGGUGUCCGUGGUUCUGCUGCAGGUUUCCCAGCAUGCCUCUGGUGUACAGGUUAUUGAUGGUGAGGAGUCAGUCCAGCUGCCCUGUCAAGUCAACAUCUCUGUUUCCAAGGACUCCACAGUAGUUAGGAGCCGCGAGGAGCUCAAGUACUCCAUCGUACACAUCCGUCAGCAGACUCGUGAUGACCUUAUGGAGCAAAACAAACGUUACAGGAAUCGGACUUCGAUGAAGAUGGACGCCCUCCAGACAGGAGACCUGAGCCUGACUCUCAGGAAUCCUACGAUCUCUGACGGUGAAACCUACACCUGCAUCGUCCGCAGGUUUGGAGAAGAGCUUAGUCGAAUCAACGUGCUGCUGGAAGUGAAGGAGCGCCCUCCUCCAAUCUGGCCCAAAGUUCUGCCAGCUGUCCUGGUUCCCCUGGUUCUCCUGGCCUCUGUCUUUGGUUUGGUCUUCUAUCUGCGAUACAAAAGAAUGAAACACAAUCCAGUCUACAAGUUGGAGGUGGUGAAGGCAUCAGAGGGGGAGGAGUCUGUCAUUCUGCCCUUUUAAGACCAAGACUCGGCUUCCUCAGAGCGCAACAGUAGAGUGGAGGCGCAUCAACAGCGAGGACAUGGUGGUCCACGUCUAUCGGAACUGUCAACACCAGGCAAGCCUGCAGGACGACUCCCUGCCUCACACAGAGAUGAAGGAGAACCCACUGAGAAGCAGAGACCUGAGUCUGACUCUGUAUAAUCCUCGUCACGCCGACAGCGGACUCUACGUCUGCACCGUCCACAAGGGAAAAGGCAACCUGAAACAGAAAGUCGUGUCUUUCAGUGUUCCAGAACCCCUGAAAGUGACCACAGAUGUGGGCGACAGUUUCUGGUACAAUCGGAGCAACAAUCAGCGCAACAAUCAGGGCACCAGUCCAACUAACAGUCUGAGAACCAGCCUGAAGGGCAUCUUGAGAGGCGUUGGUCAGGAGUGGACUUAUG